Populus nigra (black poplar) is the source of this 2019-nucleotide messenger RNA. Its product is annotated as glucan endo-1,3-beta-glucosidase 3. Gene Ontology annotation, molecular function: hydrolase activity, hydrolyzing O-glycosyl compounds. Gene Ontology annotation, cellular component: plasma membrane. NCBI's taxonomy places the organism in Eukaryota, Viridiplantae, Streptophyta, Magnoliopsida, Malpighiales, Salicaceae. The coding region runs from base 234 to 1730 and encodes 498 amino acids. The transcript has 4 exons. Gene Ontology annotation, biological process: carbohydrate metabolic process. The record is from RefSeq and is a predicted model, not a curated record.
GUCUCUUUAUUACACAACUAAACUAAACUAAGCCCAUCCCUGUUUUGUUUAAAAACGCUUCCCACAAUAGAGAGAGACCCCGAAAGGAGCAAACUUUUUUCUCUCUGCUUUCUGUAUUCGGACUCUUUCUUGUUCUCUUCUAAUGUGUUUGGGUUGGUCUUAUAAUAGAUUUCCUUUCUGAGUUUUAUGGUCUUUUCAAGAUAUAAGAGAUUUAAUUUGUAGCUGAAGUUUCAAUGGCUGUGCUGUUCCUGCUUUUCUUGCUGACAGUGUCUGUUGUUUCUGCUGAUGAAGAUGGCUUCAUUGGUGUAAACAUUGGCACAGCACUUUCUGACAUGCCAAGCCCAACUCAGGUGGUAGCCCUUCUUAAGGCUCAGAAUAUUAGACAUGUCAGGCUCUAUGAUGCAGACCGAGCCCUGCUUCUUGCCCUUGCCAACACAGGCGUCCGUGUAACUGUUUCUGUUCCUAAUGACCAGAUCCUUGGCAUUGGUCAAUCGAAUGCCACGGCAGCCAACUGGGUUGCUCGAAAUGUAAUAGCCCAUGUCCCUGCCACCAACAUCACAGCCAUUGCAGUUGGAUCUGAAAUCCUUACUACGCUCCCAAAUGCUGCCCCUGUCCUGGUCUCUGCCCUGAAGUUCAUCCAUUCUGCCCUUGUUGCCUCCAAUCUUGAUGGCCAAAUUAAAGUCUCUACCCCUCACUCUUCUUCCAUCAUCCUUGACUCGUUCCCUCCUUCCCAAGCCUUUUUUAAUCGCUCUUGGGAUCCAGUCAUGGUUCCCUUGCUUAAAUUUUUGCAGUCCACAGGGUCGUACUUCAUGCUAAAUGCAUAUCCAUAUUACGACUACAUGCAAUCAAAUGGUGUGAUCCCAUUGGAUUAUGCGCUUUUCCGUCCCCUCCCUCCUGACAAGGAAGCUGUGGAUGCUAAUACACUCCUUCAUUACACUAAUGUCUUUGAUGCCAUUGUUGAUGCCGCAUAUUUUGCUAUGUCCUAUCUGAAUUUCACCAAUGUCCCUAUUUUUGUGACGGAGUCUGGUUGGCCCUCCAAAGGUGACUCAUCUGAGCCAGAUGCAACACUUGAAAAUGCUAACACUUACAACAGCAACUUGAUCAGGCAUGUGCUUAAUAACACAGGCACUCCCAAACAUCCUAAAAUUGCAGUUAGUACAUAUAUUUAUGAACUCUAUAAUGAAGAUUUGAGACCCGGGGCAAUAUCUGAAAAGAACUGGGGGCUUUUUGAUGCCGACGGCAUGCCAGUUUAUACCUUACACUUGACUGGUGCUGGUACUGUAUUGGCAAACGACACCACAAACCAAACCUUUUGCGUGGCAAAGGAAGGUGCUGACCCGAAGAUGCUACAAGCUGCUCUUGAUUGGGCAUGUGGACCAGGGAAAGUUGAUUGCUCAUACUUGUUACAAGGGCAGCUAUGUUACGAGCCAGAUAAUGUUGUUGCUCAUUCAACAUAUGCUUUCAAUGCUUAUUUCCAGAAGAUGGCCAAGUCUCCCGGUACUUGUGAUUUUAAAGGGGUGGCUACCAUCACCACCACUGACCCAAGUCAUGGUUCCUGUAUAUUUCCUGGAAGUGCUGGAAGAAAUGGCACCUUGCCAAAUACAACUUCUCUGGCACCAUCUUCAAAUUCUACGACGUCUGGUUGCCAUUCAGUAUAUAUCUAUGGUGCUGGCUCUUUCACAACCUCUGUGAUUAUAGGUGUUUUACUAAUGAGCGUGUUUUUCUUGUAAAACUUUGUGCAUUUGUAUCAGUUGUAACCCCUGAUACCCUUUGGAUUCAUUCAGAACCUUCGUUUCUAAUACUCUUAGACAACUUGCUGCAUACCCAAUUUUGGUUUUUCCUGGAGAGGAGUUGAGGGGUGGCAAGGUUGAUUGAUCUUAUACAUAGCCAUGAAGUACUUCUAACAUGAGUAGGUGAAACGACUUGCCUGGAUUAUUGUUGUAAGUUAUAACUAUAUUCUCGGGGCAGGAUAUGUAUUCUUUGAACUGGAUUUAUGAUAUGUUCAGUUUCUGAUUGGUA